AAGGGGCAGUUUAAAGUUACAAAAUGUCCAACAGAUGAGCUGUCACUUUCUAAUUGUGCCAUUGUCAACGACAAUGAUUUCUCCCCCAAUACAAAGCAUAUCGAGGUGCACACAGGCGCCGGCUACGGACAAAACUUCGUGUUUUCCAUCAAAAGCCAUCCCAGCAUUCCCAGGUCAAAUGUUGGUUUCAGUUUGCCGCAAAGAAAAUGGGCCGUUUUGUCUCUAAACCAGGAUAUCAGUGUUAAGCCUUACAACUGCGAUGAUUACUUAUCAUCAAUUGUUUUGGAAGCUGAUUAUAUGGCAAAGAAAACAACAUCUCAAGAACAAUAUGAUAGUGAUGAUAUGGCAAGAGAGUUCUUGGCAUCAUUUGCAAACCAAGCUUUUACAGUUGGACAACAGUUGGCAUUUUCCUUUAGGGAUAAAAAAUUGUUGUCGUUGGUCGUAAAAGAUUUGGAAGCCGCAAAUUUGAAUUUGGAGGGAGCAAAUGCAAACGCCAAGCCAAGAAAAACAAAACUUGGUCAGUUGAUACCAAACACUGUGGUGCAAUUUGAGAAGGCGGAAAGCUCUUCGCUGAAUCUAGUUGGAAAAGCAAAAGGAAAACAAGUUAGGCAGUCCAUAAUCAACCCAGAUUGGGACUUCCAGCAAAUGGGGAUCGGUGGUAUUUUAUUGUACGGUCCUCCGGGUACCGGUAAGACCUUAAUGGCCCGUCAAAUUGGCAAAAUGUUGAACGCAAGAGAGCCGAAAAUAGUGAACGGUCCCCAAAUUUUGGACAAAUACGUGGGCGAAUCGGAAGCCAAUGUCAGAAGGCUUUUUGCUGAAGCCGAAGAGGAAGAAAAAAGGGCCGGACCCAACAGCGGCUUGCACAUCAUAAUUUUCGACGAAAUCGACGCCAUCUGCAAGCAAAGAGGGUCAGUGGCGGGGAAUACGGGGGUGCACGACACCGUCGUCAACCAACUGCUGUCGAAAAUCGACGGGGUGGAGCAAUUGAACAACAUUCUCGUUAUCGGUAUGACAAACAGAAAAGACAUGAUAGACGACGCCUUAAUGCGACCUGGUAGGUUGGAGGAACUGGCCCAAAUGACCAAAAACUUCUCGGGCGCCGAGCUGGAGGGUUUGGUGAGGGCUGCUCAAUCGACGGCCAUGAACAGGCUGAUCAAGGCUUCGAGCAAGGUCGAGGUGGACCCCGAGGCGAUCGAGAAACUUUUGGUGGGCAGGGCUGACUUCCUGCACGCUCUCGAAAACGACAUUAAACCGGCUUUUGGUACGGCGCAGGAAAUAUUGGCGCAAUUUUUAUCGCGCGGUAUCAUCAAUUGGGGGGAGCCGGUUUCCAAUAUUUUGGAAGAUGGGAUGUUGUUCAUACAACAAGCUAGGGCUACCGACACAUCAGGCCUCGUGUCGAUCCUGCUGGAAGGGCCGCCGAACGCGGGAAAAACCGCCUUGGCCGCCCAGCUGGCGAAAAACUCGGACUUUCCGUUCGUGAAGGUGUGCUCGCCCGAAGAAAUGGUGGGCUACACGGAGACGGCCAAGUGCCUGCACAUCAGGAAGGUGUUCGACGACGCGUACCGUUCCACGCUGAGCUGCGUACUCGUAGACAACAUCGAGAGACUGCUGGACUACGGUUCGAUCGGUCCGCGAUACUCCAACCUGACUCUGCAGGCUCUGCUGGUGCUGCUGAAGAAGCAGCCGCCGCCCGGCAAGAAGUUGCUCGUCAUCUGCACCAGCAGCAGAAGGCAAGUAUUGGAAGACAUGGAAAUGCUGUCCGCCUUCACCGGAAUUCUGCACGUACCGAACCUGUCGACGCCGGAGCACUUGAUGAACGUGCUGGAAACGUCGGACGUGUUCAGCGCGCAUGAACUGAAACAAAUAACGCACCAGGUGCACGGAAAACGCAUUUUUAUCGGCAUCUCGAAGUUGCUCGGCCUCAUCGACAUGGUCCGACAGACCGACGAGAGGCAUAGGGUGAUCAAACUGAUCACAAAGCUCGAGGAGGACGGGGCUUUGGAGGACCCCGGGAUGGCAUAAAUAUGAGCCUGUAAGAUGUGGGUUGUACGUUUAACAUUGGACAUAUAAACUCUGAAACGAUCUUUUACUUUUUAUGGAAAAUAAUC
Brassicogethes aeneus is the source of this 2108-nucleotide messenger RNA. The record is from the annotation of a GenBank genome assembly. NCBI's taxonomy places the organism in Eukaryota, Metazoa, Arthropoda, Insecta, Coleoptera, Nitidulidae.